AUGACGGAUAGCACACAUGAUACCCACAAUCAACAAUUCCUAGAUCGUGGUCCCAAUGAAUCAUUUGAAGCUCUGAUCGAUCUGCUCGCAUCUGAUGAUAUUCUGGAAGACAUUCGCCUCAGCUCUCCCCAGUCAAAUCCUCGCGAUCUCAGAGACUCUGAUGGGAGACUUGACUUUGAGAAGAUCCGUUCUUUUUUCUCCACCAAGAAUCGUAAUCUCUCGACGGCUACAUCUCGUAAGAUCACAGAACCCGUGGUUGCACAGGAUCUCAAUCUGGUAGCAUCCACGCCAUUGGUAGGUCCUAGCAACCCUACAUUGGAAGUGCUCGAGGCUCCAUUGCUGUCCCGUCUCUCAGAUGUCGCGCUAUCCGGAAAGCCAUCCGUGAGCCUGUUUCCCUGUGCUGAUCUGCCCCCCACCGCUCAACCCGAUGUCCAUGGAGUCCUCCUCCCGAAGGCCGCAGAAUCAAACACCCAUCCCGUGAACUGUAAUCUCGACCCUGCUUGGUUAACGAAACCUCUGGAGUUUACACCCUUAAAUCAGGCUUUGUUGGCUGCAAGAGCGGAGACCGAUGAUCUACGAGCGCAAUAUGAGAAGCUACAGGCGCUCCUGUCAAAAGACCCUCCUCAAGCGCAUGAUAUGCAACCUCCCUAUGAAAGAAUAGAAGACACGUGUUGCUCUACGGAUAUCAUAUCUUCUCCGCCUACAGAGCCGCCUUUUGGUCCAGAAAUAGCGAGCCUUUCAGAGAACGAUGCCAAGCGAACUCUUGCGGUUCUAUUCAAGGAGCUUUCCAUUCCAUCGUCGUUUCUGUCUUCGUAUAGGAAUGUCGAAUCGCAGCUUGCCCCCGCUUUUUCGGAAGACGACGUGGCUGGCAAUAUCACACAUGCCAUGCAAUUCCUGACUCGUGUAGAUGAAAUCGUGUGGCACAGGUCUUCACACGCGUAUAGGCCUGGCAGCUGCCCACCAUCCGUUUUCAGUGAAGCUAAUGUUAACGCACUCCUUGAUCGAAUCGCACUUUGGGAAAGGGCCUUCCGUAGGGAACGCAGAGUUUGA
Serpula lacrymans var. lacrymans S7.9 is the source of this 1050-nucleotide messenger RNA. RefSeq lists its product as uncharacterized. The transcript is spliced from 6 exons. NCBI's taxonomy places the organism in Eukaryota, Fungi, Basidiomycota, Agaricomycetes, Boletales, Serpulaceae. The record is from RefSeq and is a predicted model, not a curated record. Bases 1 to 1050 code for a protein of 349 amino acids.